Ostrinia furnacalis (Asian corn borer) is the source of this 3238-nucleotide messenger RNA. RefSeq lists its product as uncharacterized. Lineage: Eukaryota; Metazoa; Arthropoda; Insecta; Lepidoptera; Crambidae. Gene Ontology annotation, biological process: protein localization to plasma membrane; phosphatidylinositol phosphate biosynthetic process. Bases 96 to 2849 code for a protein of 917 amino acids. The transcript has 14 exons. Gene Ontology annotation, molecular function: protein binding. Gene Ontology annotation, cellular component: plasma membrane. The record is from RefSeq and is a predicted model, not a curated record.
CCGCCGCCGCGCCCGCGCCCGCGCCCGCGCGCGCCCAGCAGCACCUCGUGCCAGGCAGCAGUGCGUGGGGCGCGGGCAUCCGAGCGCAUACGGUGAUGAAAUGUGCUGCGCCGCUCUCGCCCGAUGACGCUCCGCUGCGGUUAGUCGCCGCCAACACCUGUUAUAAUAUGGGCUGGAUAGAAGAAGGCAUCGAACUAGCGGAGGAGGCGUUGGCGAUAGAGGAACGCGACGACGGGCCCAUGUUGCCGCGCUGCUGCCUCUAUGCUGGCAUCGGGCAUCAAAUGAGGGCACAGAAGACAAAUUCUCGUAUCGAGAAAGAGUCGGCCAACGAGACGAGCCUGCGGCUGCUGCUGCGCUCAGUGUCGCUGGACGACAACGACCACCUCGCCUUCUACUACCUCGCGCUGCAGUACAUGUACCUCGGCCUGCUUAACGAGGCCAUGGACGCGACGCGAUCGUGCCUAGCGGCCCGAGCCGAGUGCGGUGGCGGCCUGCGUCUCGCCACAGCGCUGUGGUCGUGUGCCUGCGCCGGGCCCCGCGCCCCCCGCGCGCUCGCCGCCGCUCGCCUCGCGCGCCACCACUACCCCGCCGCCGACUGGCCGCUGUGGGCGCUGGCGGCGCUGCAGCUCACGUGGGAGAGUGGCGAGGCGGCGCUGGCGACAGGCAAGGAGCUGCUGUCGCUGCUGAACAGCGCCGAGGCCGAGGCCGAGCUCGACGCCGACCACAACGGCUACACGGAACUGGAUGCACUGUCGGAUUCGCAGCACGCCGACACGCACAGCAAUAGGGACGCAGCGAGCAUUCGCGCGGAGAGCGCGGGCGUGUACCGCGUGGAGCGCGCGCUGUCGGACGCGGCGUCGUCGGCGCAGCGGCCUCGAGCGCACCACGCGCCGCGCGCCCGGGCCUGGCUGCUGCUCGCCGACCUCUGCCUCAGGUACAGCGAGUGUGCCGCCUGGCUGCUGCUCGCCGACCUCUGCCUCAGGUACAGCGAGUGUGCCGCCUGGCUGCUGCUCGCCGACCUCUGCCUCAGGUACAGCGAGUGUGCCGCCUGGCUGCUGCUCGCCGACCUCUGCCUCAGGUACAGCGAGUGUGCCGCCUGGCUGCUGCUCGCCGACCUCUGCCUCAGGUACAGCGAGUGUGCCGCCUGGCUGCUGCUCGCCGACCUCUGCCUCAGGUACAGCGAGUGUGCCGCCUGGCUGCUGCUCGCCGACCUCUGCCUCAGGUACAGCGAGUGUGCCGCCUGGCUGCUGCUCGCCGACCUCUGCCUCAGGUACAGCGAGUGUGCCGCCUGGCUGCUGCUCGCCGACCUCUGCCUCAGGUACAGCGAGUGUGCCGCCUGGCUGCUGCUCGCCGACCUCUGCCUCAGGUACAGCGAGUGUGCCGCCUGGCUGCUGCUCGCCGACCUCUGCCUCAGGUACAGCGAGUGUGCCGCCUGGCUGCUGCUCGCCGACCUCUGCCUCAGGUACAGCGAGUGUGCCGCCUGGCUGCUGCUCGCCGACCUCUGCCUCAGGUACAGCGAGUGUGCCGCCUGGCUGCUGCUCGCCGACCUCUGCCUCAGGUACAGCGAGUGUGCCGCCUGGCUGCUGCUCGCCGACCUCUGCCUCAGGUACAGCGAGUGUGCCGCCUGGCUGCUGCUCGCCGACCUCUGCCUCAGGUACAGCGAGUGUGCCGCCUGGCUGCUGCUCGCCGACCUCUGCCUCAGGUACAGCGAGUGUGCCGCCUGGCUGCUGCUCGCCGACCUCUGCCUCAGGUACAGCGAGUGUGCCGCCUGGCUGCUGCUCGCCGACCUCUGCCUCAGGUACAGCGAGUGUGCCGCCUGGCUGCUGCUCGCCGACCUCUGCCUCAGGUACAGCGAGUGUGCCGCCUGGCUGCUGCUCGCCGACCUCUGCCUCAGGUACAGCGAGUGUGCCGCCUGGCUGCUGCUCGCCGACCUCUGCCUCAGGUACAGCGAGUGUGCCGCCUGGCUGCUGCUCGCCGACCUCUGCCUCAGGUACAGCGAGUGUGCCGCCUGGCUGCUGCUCGCCGACCUCUGCCUCAGGUACAGCGAGUGUGCCGCCUGGCUGCUGCUCGCCGACCUCUGCCUCAGGUACAGCGAGUGUGCCGCCUGGCUGCUGCUCGCCGACCUCUGCCUCAGGUACAGCGAGUGUGCCGCCUGGCUGCUGCUCGCCGACCUCUGCCUCAGGUUAGGUCGAGUGAGCGCGGCGGCGGGCUGUGUCAGCGAAGCGGCGGCGCUCACACCCUUUAGUCAUUUAGUUUUAUACACCCGCGGGCGAGUGCACGCGGCGAGCGGCGAGUGGCAGGAGGCGCGGCAGUGCUUCCAGAACGCGCUCGCCAUACACCCCACGCACCUCGACAGCAUCGUCGAGCUAGGCGCGGCAUACUACAACCUGGGCUGGCUGCGACUAGCAGAAAAAUCGUUACGUGAAGCGGCGGCGUUAGAGCCCGGGUUAGGUCGAGUGAGCGCGGCGGCGGGCUGUGUCAGCGAAGCGGCGGCGCUCACACCCUUUAGUCAUUUAGUUUUAUACACCCGCGGGCGAGUGCACGCGGCGAGCGGCGAGUGGCAGGAGGCGCGGCAGUGCUUCCAGAACGCGCUCGCCAUACACCCCACGCACCUCGACAGCAUCGUCGAGCUAGGUGCGGCAUACUACAACCUGGGCUGGCUGCGACUAGCGGAGAAAUCGUUACGUGAAGCGGCGGCGUUAGAGCCCGGGCGCGCCGACACGUGGCGGCGGCUGGCGCUGGUGCUGGCGGCGCUGGGCGAGGCGGGCGCGGCCGCCGACGCUGCCGCCGCCGCGCUCCAGCUGCAUCCACACGCGCCCGCCGUGCCACACACGCACCUGCCCCUGUGAUGCGAGCCGAAUAUCUUUAACGCGCUCGGCCAACGCUCGCGCGGCUCGUGACGCGCCCGCGCCGGCUGCUCGUGCUCCUGGUGCAGCGUGUGUCGGUACGUGUGAACGUUUCUGUGUCGCCGUGUUUUGUUUUGUGACGCCGCCGUAUUCUCCGGCCGUCCGAUGCGAUCGUGACGCGUCGACCGGUGAAGAUCGCCGAUGCCGGAUCGUGGGAGACGACGCCGCCGACGACGUGUGGACCCGGCCGUGUUGAUAUAGAAUAUAGACAAUCGUGAUGUGAACCUCAUAUUGAUAGUGUGAAACCCGUAAAUACUUUUAUCGUAAAAACAAAAAUAUGUUCUUGCCAUCCGUAAAAUAAUCACAAUGUGCUAACUGGCGUUGUAUACCAU